This is a messenger RNA of Suillus paluster, 612 nucleotides long. RefSeq lists its product as uncharacterized. NCBI's taxonomy places the organism in Eukaryota, Fungi, Basidiomycota, Agaricomycetes, Boletales, Suillaceae. The record is from RefSeq and is a predicted model, not a curated record. The coding region runs from base 1 to 612 and encodes 203 amino acids. The transcript has a single exon.
AUGUGCAGUACUACAAUUGUUCCACCUUUCUAUGACUUGGAGCCUGGUGCUCCACCACCUCUUCCCCCAAUGCUCAUGGACCAGCUAGAGCUGUUUGGCAAUGCCAAUUGUCACCUGACUACACUUAUUGCUGAUGAAAUCCUAGUUCCUAAAGCUAGUAUCAUUCCCACUGCAAGGGCUUCAUUGUCUACACCUGCCCCUGAAUUCAAGCUUGCGAAGCAGAUGUGCAAGCAUUCUGAUCACUCUUCCUCUCCAUACACCAAGAAAGUCAUUUCCAUGCACUCCCAUUCUCAAAUGCCUUCACCCUCAGAUUCCUCAGGCUCUUUGGAUUCUUUCUCAGAUAGCGACUCCUCAACUUCAAGCAUGAGUUUAUCAGAAGACUCAAAGAUUCCUAACCCUGCCAGUGAACCUGGGUGUCCAGGGCGUGGGGGGUACACACUUCGUGAAGCUUUAGAUUGGAAUCCAAAGGCAUAUGCAAAAUUCAAGGUUCUGUUAGGUACCAUGCCAACUCAGGAAGCAGAGGGGUCAGGGCUUGGCUUCAGCUCUUGCGCUGCGCCCUUAGCCGAGUAUGUGCCCCAAAUUUGGAGCGGGUCUGACAUUGUCCGACGGUAG